UUAACAAGCCCCACGAUUGAUUCUGUACUUUAUCCAUAUUCAACCUUUUUUUCUCUAAAAUGGCCGCUCGUUUUCUUUUCGCCGUUGCUGUGUUUGCAGGUUUGUGUGCGGUUGCACUGAGUUUCCAGGGUAAAGCGACGUUCUACCUUCCGGCGAUGGGAGCCUGCGGAAAGGUCAACCACGAAGACGAGAUGGUGAUGGCCGUCAGCAAGCAUCAGUACGGAGAGCACAAGAAUCCCAACAAGGCACCCGUCUGCGGCAAGUGCGCCCUGGUCAAAGAUGUGGAGUCCGGAAAGCAGGUCAAGGUCAAGGUGGUCGACCGCUGCGAGGGAUGUGCCAGUGGCGCCAUCGAUCUGUCCCCGGCUGCCUUUGAGUCGCUGGCUCCCAAGGACCUCGGUGUCACCCAGGUCACCUGGAAUUACGUGAAAUGCUAGGUUCGCUGUGAUUUGCCACGUUUCUUCCAUGUUUUUUUAUUCUUCUGCUAGAUGCGUGUUAUGUUCCAAUGUGGCUACUCUGCCGCUUUUAAUACUAGCGCUUUUUCCGUUUUUCCGCCCUUAUAAUUUUUUUAUUUUUUGCAUUCUAG
Paramacrobiotus metropolitanus is the source of this 583-nucleotide messenger RNA. RefSeq names its product papain inhibitor-like. The record is from RefSeq and is a predicted model, not a curated record. Lineage: Eukaryota; Metazoa; Tardigrada; Eutardigrada; Parachela; Macrobiotidae. The transcript has a single exon. Bases 60 to 434 code for a protein of 124 amino acids.